AUGCUGGACGUGAAGGAUCUCUUCUCGCCAAAGCGGCAGCGUUUGCUGCGUGGCGAACUUGAGCCCGAGGAGGUUUCGGGCAUAGGCCUGCCCCUGUCCUGGCGCCGCUUCCCAGAUCCUGCAGCUCGGUCCUUACUACAGAGUCAGGCCAACCGCGCUUGGGACGUGCUGGGCACUUGUGGAACGUCUUUGAAGAAUUGCCAAAAGGACUUUUGCACGAGCCGAGAUGUCUUGCGCCAGUGCCGCACGCAGCUAGAGGCUCACUUGGCCUGCAGCGCCGCGGUUUGUGACCUGCUUGCCGGGAGGUGGUCGGAUCCCAAGGACGAGGAUUGGGCAUCCGACACGAUUUCUUGUCGACCGCCGGCAGCAUCGAGGCCACGGUACUGCGUGGGCCGUGUUCGGUGCUUCUUCUGCCGUCAGCGUGCCUCCUUGGAGCAAGAGGAGGGGGAGCUGGGACCAGGGAACGAUGCAUGGGACCUCGACUCUGCUGUGCUUGCCGACGUCAGCUGCACAGCCUCCUCGUCGGAUGGAUUCCACAUCGACACAGAAGCAGGCGACAGAGACGACAUGGGCCAGGAAGCGGAGGCGUCGCCGAUAACGCGGCGGCGGAGGCGGCGGACGUCCCGAGAGCGGGGGCACCGGCGACUGUACAAGUUGAAGCGAAUCCAGGCCGCCACAAGCAUGCCGACCUGGUAUGCCACCCACACUGUGGAGCCCGUGUCGGAGCCUCCGAAGCUGGCCCCGAGCUUGCGAGAUCAAGGUCACAGCGAGCGCAGCAUGCGCAGCAUGCGCAGCAUGCACAGCAUGCGCAGCGGCAGCAGCGGGCGGUGCAGCCCGGUGAGUCGAGAGUCCAGUGGAAGGAAGGAGGUCCGGGAGCAUCCGGUGGAGCAGAGGACUGAAAGGAGCGUGAGCAAGGAGGUCCUUGAGGACGACGCUCCGCAACGAGAGCUUCCAAAAGAGGCCGAUGCUGCAGAGCUGGAGCCAUACACCACAGCCGCUGCAAGGUUUCGCGCGGAGAUGGAGUUCCUGGACAUGUCCAGCUUUCCUGGCAGCCCCGAAGUGCCCAUGGUGCACAAAAGCAUGGGCCAAGAUUCACCUGAGAGGGCUUUGCCUCGCCCGCCUACGCUCCUCGCAGACGUCGAGGUCGAGGCAUGGCAGCGGCUUGCGCCGCCGGCGCCGCCUCCCUCGGCCAGCCACGCACGGAAGCUUCUGCCU
Messenger RNA from Symbiodinium necroappetens, 1215 nucleotides. The record is from the annotation of a GenBank genome assembly. NCBI's taxonomy places the organism in Eukaryota, Dinophyceae, Suessiales, Symbiodiniaceae.